CACCAUAUUCGGAAAGAUAAAGCGAUCAUGAAGCCAGAACCUCUCUUUGGGUUUGCUGCCCUCAUCUUACCAGCCAGCUUCGGGGCCGCAUCAGAUUCAGCAAAAGUAUUGUACGAUCAAAUCCACGAGAUAAACCACAACACCUCCUUGCUCCAUGACACGAAAGCACCCGGUUGGGUCUCAGCACCCACCAGGAGGGGCACAACCAGCAUUUUGUGGAGCUGUUUGCUGACGCUUUUCACCUGUGUCUACACGGCUCUCCACCUCAACAUCCCCGAGCGAGGCAUCACAAACGUUCAGCUUGUGGCUAAGAAGAUCAAGUGGAUGUUUAUUACCCUUUUGUUCCCCGAACUCGUCUUGUUUUACGCGUCUGCGCAGUGGUGGAAAGCCAAGAAGAUGGCUGACGCCUUGAGCCUUGAGGAGAAACAACAGCUUCAAAUCAGCGGACCACCCCAACUCGGAACUUUUCACAAAGUCGUGAAUAAGAUGCUCAAGCAAAAUGCCACGAGAAGCACAGGCGACAUUGAGAAGAUUUGGAGUCGUGAGAGCUCCAGCUCAAGCACCAUUAAUGAUAGUUGCAUUUUCGACCUCAAAUAUGGGUUUUAUGUUUUGAUGGGAGGGCUCGAAGCUGAACUGGACGGAAAAGACAGUCAUCUUGUCCCAUCAUGGCGCGCUGCUUCUAGCCCAGAAGGAUAG
Molecule: messenger RNA, 696 nt
Organism: Podospora bellae-mahoneyi
Lineage: Eukaryota; Fungi; Ascomycota; Sordariomycetes; Sordariales; Podosporaceae
Exons: 2
Coding region: 28-696 (222 amino acids)
Source: RefSeq, a predicted model, not a curated record